CAAUCUUCAACGACGUGAAGCCAAGCCAAAUGAGAAGCAAAUCACACACGUAGACACACACUCAUCACAGAGAGAGAGAUUUGUUCGAUUCGUUCAUGUCGAAACCAACUCAUCUCCAAAUCUUCAAUUUCCCUCUCGUUCGGUGACCGAAUUCCACACCGAUGGGGCGCAGCUCCGCGAGUCCCGACCGAGUCUCAUCCGGCGACGAAGACGACAGCGCCGCCGCCGAAGACGGCGGCCUAGGACUCCGCUCGAUCGGCGACCGAUUUCUCUUCAAGCGCAGCUCCAAUUUUAAUCCUAACCCUACCAACGCCGCUAACGGAGGCAAGGAUCGCGGGAGGGCGGCUUCGUCCGCGGAUCGGCGCCGAUCGCAUCUCCAUGCCCGGUCCGGGGCUCGGAGGCUCCUCUUGUUUCCAUUCAGAGGCAGGUCUUGGUUUUACUUGUUCUUGUUCUUCGCCGUGUUCGCGUUCGCGCUGGCUUCGAUGGUGCUGCAGAGCUCGAUCGCGUCGCUGUUGCGUCCGGGGAGUGUGAGGAGAAAGUCCGUGCUGGAUGGUUUGAAGUUCGGGAGUUCGUUGAAGUUCGUGCCGGCGAGGGCCGGGGAGGGGAUCGGUCUUGAUCGGUUGCGGAGCCAGUCUAGACUUGGCGUUCGGCCUCCUAGACUUGCACUCGUCUUAGGAAACAUGAGCAAAGAUCCAACAUCGUUGAUGCUGUUUACUGUGGUGAAGAAUCUACAGGAACUUGGCUAUAAAUUUAAGAUUUAUGCAGUAGAGGAUGGUAGAGCACAUUCUAUGUGGGAGAAAAUAGGAGGCCCACUCACAAUCCCAAGUCCUGAGAGAUAUGGCCAUAUUGAUUGGUUAAUGUUUGAAGGUGUCAUUGUAGAUUCUCUUGAAGGAAAAGAUGCUAUUUCCAGCCUUGUGCAGGAGCCCUUUUGUUCUGUACCGCUUAUAUGGAUAAUUCAAGAAGAUGCCCUUGCAAAUCGUCUUCCAGUGUAUAAGGAAAUGGGCUGGGAAAAUCUUCUCUCUCACUGGAAAAAUACUUUUAGCCGAGCUGAUGUUACUGUUUUUCCAGAUUUCUCCCUACCAAUGUUAUAUAGUGUGCUUGACACUGGAAACUUCUUUGUCAUCCCUGGAUCACCGGUAGAUGUGUGGGCUGCAGAAAGCUACAGUAAUACCCACUCCAAAAUUCAGUUAAGGAAGGAUAAUGGGUUCGAUAAAGAUGACAUGCUGGUUCUAAUUGUUGGAAGUUCUUUCUUCUACAAUGAACUGUCUUGGGACUAUGCAUUGGCAAUGCAUGACAUAGAACCCCUGUUAGUCAAAUAUGCGAGCAGAAAUGAUGUGGGGGGGGCAUUUAAGUUUCUCUUCUUGUGUGGAAACUCCUCUGUUGGAUACAAUGGUGCUUUACAGGAAAUUGCUACUCAUUUAGGAGUCCAUCAAGACUCAUUAAGCCACUAUGGGAUGGACAGUGACGUAAACGGUUUGUUAUUAAUGGCCGAUAUUGUUCUAUAUGGCUCCUCCCAAGAUGUACAGAGUUUUCCUCCCUUGCUUACUCGAGCCAUGUCAUUUGGCAUCCCAGUCAUUGCACCUGGGUGCACUGUCAUAAAAAAAUAUGUUGUAGAUGGAGUUAAUGGGAUGGUUUAUACAAAACAUAAGCCUGAUACAUUGCUUAGAGCUUUCUCGCUCUUAAUAUCAAAAGGAAAACUCUCUAAAUUUGCUCAUGCUGUGGGUUACUCUGGAAGGCAGUUGGCUAAGAACAUGCAAGCAUCAGAUUGCAUUGCUGGCUAUGCAAAACUUUUGGAGAAUGUUCUCACUGUCCCAUCAGAUGUGCUGCUGCCAGGGCAGAUUCAGGUCAAACAAGAUGCAUGGGAAUGGAAUUUAUUCAGGGAGGAAAUGGAAGAAAGAACUCAUGAUGUGGGAAUUUUGGAUCAGGACUCAUAUAUGAGAAAAUUGAGUGUUGUUAGUGUCCUUGAGGAAGAGUUGACCAACCUUUUUGACUUAAGAAAUACUUCUGAGAGUGAAUCUGAGAUGUUGGUGCAGGACUUUCCUACUGAUCUAGAUUGGGGUGUCUUAAUGGAGAUAGAAGGCUUGGAAGAGGUGGAAAUGCUGGAGGAGGAUGCGAUUGAAGAAAGAAUGGAAAAAGAUGUUGGUGAGUGGGAUGAUAUAUAUCGCAAUGCUCGAAAAUCUGAAAAACUUAAGUUUGAAGCAAAUGAAAGGGAUGAAGGAGAGCUAGAGAGGACUGGCCAGGCGAUGUGCAUAUAUGAAAUAUAUAGUGGAACUGGGGCCUGGCCCUUUUUGCACCAUGGGUCUUUGUACCGUGGAUUAAGUCUUUCCAGAAGAGCACGGAGAUUGAGAUCGGAUGAUGUGGAUGCAGUUGGACGGCUUCCAUUUUUGAAUGACACAUACUAUCAGGAUAUUCUUUGUGAGAUAGGAGGGAUGUUUGCUGUUGCUAAGAAUGUUGAUAACAUUCACAAGCGUCCUUGGAUUGGGUUUCAAUCAUGGCGUGCUGCUGGCAGAAAGGUUUCAUUGUCUUCCAAAGCUGAAAAGGUUCUGGAAGAAAUAAUAAAAACGGAAACUAAAGGAGAUGUAAUAUACUAUUGGGCGAGCCUGGGAACAGACGGUGGACUUUUGGGAACUAAUGAUGUCCUUACUUUUUGGUCUAUGUGUGACAUCUUAAAUGGAGGGAACUGCCGAACUGUCUUUGAAGAGGCUUUCCGCCAGAUGUAUGCCUUGCCAUCACAUGUUGACGCUCUUCCUCCUAUGCCUGAAGAUGGUGGUCACUGGUCUUCCCUACAUAGCUGGGUGAUGCCAACUCCUUCCUUCCAAGAGUUUAUAAUGUUUUCCAGGAUGUUUGCUGAUUCUCUCAAUGCCUUGCACACCAAUUCAAGCAAAAUCACCACCUGUUUGUUGGGUUCUUCAAACCUUGAGAAAAAGCACUGUUAUUGCCGGAUUCUGGAAGUCCUGGUCAAUGUGUGGGCAUAUCAUAGCGCGCGGAAGAUGGUUUACUUGGACCCUCGCUCGGGUUCAUUACAAGAGCAGCAUCCAGUCGAAGAGCGGAAGGGUUUCAUGUGGGUGAAGUACUUCAACUCUACUUUAUUGAAGAGCAUGGAUGAAGAUCUCGCCGAGGCUGCAGAUGAUGGCGAUCAUCCAAGUGAAGCGUGGUUGUGGCCUCUGACCGGGGAAAUAUACUGGCGAGGUGUAUAUGAAAGAGAGAGGGAAGAGAGGUAUAGGCUAAAGAUGGAUAAGAAGAGGAAAACAAAGGAGAAAUUACUCGACAGGAUGAAGCAUGGAUACAAGCAGAAGUCACUGGGUGGAUAGGACGCAGCCUUAAGAACACAACCACACUUGCAUAUUCUUUUUUCUUUCUUUUUUGACAACUCCCCCAAUAUACGGCAACUGAAACCAAAUUUUGGUCCUCAACUGAAAACUAGGAACAAGCUCAAGCUGGUACAGAUCAAAGGAGAGCAAGAUUGAGAUUCUUUCUAACAGCAUCAACAUUUUUUUUUUGACUGACAGAAGGGCUGAUUUGCAGUUCCACAUACAUAUGAUAUGCUUGACGGGCAAUUUUGAAGCCUUUUGCCUUUUGUUGCUGUGACCAUUUCAAGCGGCUCUAAAGACAGACAUUACGCAGGAAUUCCAAGCCAAGGUGCACGCCUAAUUGAUCUCAAAUUCUUUUUGUUUUGUCAUUAAUUUUUGCAACAUCGCCAGCAAAACCCUUAUCAUUCUUUCAUCAAUGUACAUACCCCCACCCCCACGCACAAAUAACAAAAUGAGUUCUCUUUAUUAGCAUAUCAAGUUGUUGACUUAAUUUUCUUGUUUCUGUUCUUCUGAUUAUUAUUAAUUAGCAUAUGAAGUUGAUGAA
Messenger RNA from Diospyros lotus (date-plum), 3855 nucleotides. RefSeq lists its product as uncharacterized. Bases 162 to 3311 code for a protein of 1049 amino acids. The transcript has 14 exons. NCBI's taxonomy places the organism in Eukaryota, Viridiplantae, Streptophyta, Magnoliopsida, Ericales, Ebenaceae. The record is from RefSeq and is a predicted model, not a curated record. Gene Ontology annotation, molecular function: glycosyltransferase activity.